Messenger RNA from Aspergillus wentii DTO 134E9, 1098 nucleotides. RefSeq names its product oxidoreductase, 2OG-Fe(II) oxygenase family (gene alkB). The record is from RefSeq and is a predicted model, not a curated record. The coding region runs from base 1 to 1098 and encodes 365 amino acids. NCBI's taxonomy places the organism in Eukaryota, Fungi, Ascomycota, Eurotiomycetes, Eurotiales, Aspergillaceae. Gene Ontology annotation, cellular component: nucleus; cytoplasm. The transcript is spliced from 2 exons.
AUGGCUCAGAUUACAGAUCUUAAUGCUCACGAACGCCCGCCGGAGAUCGUCCGCCAGCGCUACAAGAAAUACCAGAAGAUCCCCCUCCAAGAUAUUGAUGGUGAUACGGGCAUUAUCGAUCUCCAGGCCCUGGACCCGGAGAAUUUGCCAGACAGCGUGUCUCUCUCGCAAUGGAGAUCCAGCGAAGACCUUCGAUUGGCAUUUGACGAGUUCGUCCAAGGAAGCCAUGAUUCCUCGGAGAGAGGCCCUCUGAUCGAGGACAUUCCUGUAUUUACUCACAAAUCUGUCUCUGGCUUGCAAAUGAUCCCGUCAAUGUUUCCACCCACCGUCCAGAUAGAGCUUUUGUCUCGUUUAUUCCACCGAGAUUUGUCGAAUCCGCAGCACCAGACUAAUCUUCAUCUGCAUUAUGAUGUUACUUAUCCGGAUCAAGUGAGGGAGGAUGUUACACAGCAUGAUCAUGCUUCGUCGUCGACAAGUUCCUGUUCACCAGACAGUCAACCCCCAUCUUUCUUCCAAGACGACUUAGCCCGUGCCAUAUAUCCUAAGGAUCCUGAUGUACACAAACCUCUUACAGUCAAGAACAUUCUGGAUAAGAAGCUUCGAUGGGUUACUCUUGGUGGGCAGUACAACUGGACUAUCAAAGAAUAUCCUCCCGACUCCCCGCCUCCAUUCCCAGAGGAUAUUGCCAAACUUUUACUUGCGUCUUUUCCAGAGACGGAUUCCCAAGCAGCAAUUUUGAAUUUAUAUUCCGCAGGUGAUACCUUGAGUGUCCAUCGCGAUGUCAGUGAAGAAUGCGAUAAGGGAUUGAUCAGCGUGAGCUUUGGCUGCGAUGGUUUGUUCUUAAUCAGCCAUGACAAUGGUGACGGAUGUGAAAUUAUCCGACUACGCUCAGGUGAUACUGUGUAUAUGAACGGUGCUUCUCGCUUCGCCUGGCAUGGUGUGCCAAAGAUUAUACCGGCUACUUGUCCGAGCUGGUUGGCCGAUUGGCCAUCUUCUCCAAAUGACCGAUCUGAUACCUCGCGAUAUGAGACCUGGAGGGGCUGGAUGUCGGGCAAAAGAGUCAAUUUGAACGUCCGCCAAAUGACAGCCUCUACAUGA